CUAAUUUUCAAUUCAACAUCUCAUCACCGAACAUUUAUUUCUGAAAAAUGGUUUCUCGGGAAACCUUACUCUUCCUAGGCCUCUUGGCCAUGGCUUCUCUCAUACCCUCUCAUGGGACUGCUAGGAACCUUGCUCAGACUACCUCGAUGUCCUCUUCAAAGGAUAAAAACCACAUCAAUGGUAUCAAAAAUGACGAAGACCAUGGAGGUAAUAGAUCUAACAGUGGAUCUGGUGAUUAUGGAGGUGACCAUAAAGGUGAUAAACCAGAUGAAAGACACGGUGAAAAUGGAGGAAACAAUGGAAGUAAUAGACCUGGAGAUGGACCCGGUGAUCAUGGAAGUGACCAUGGAAAUGAUAAACCAGGCAAGGAAAAUGGUGAUUAUGGAGGCAACCAUGGAGCUGAUAAACCAGGCGGAGGACCCGGUGACUAUGGAGGCAACCAUGGAGGUGAUAAACCAGGCGGAGGACCAGGUGAUAAUGGAGGUGACCACAAAGGCAACGAUGAAGGAGAUAAACCAGGGGGUGGACCCGGUGACCAUGAUAAACCUGGAGGUGGUGGUGGAGUCGGUGACCAUGGAAGCAACCAUGAAGGUAAUAAACCAGGCAAUGGACCCGAUGGAGGCGACCAUCAAGGUGAUAAACCUGGAGACGACCAUGGAGGUGAUAAAUCCGGUGGGGGCGAAUCAAGAAAUGGUGGACUCAAUAAUUGUGGAGGUGGACUUAGAAAGGGUGUUUGUGGAGGUGGCCAUGUUGAUGGUUACAAUAGUGAAGCUCCUUGAAAUUUCGAUGACAAGCCUAAUGGUAAAUAGAAUGGAAAGCCUUGUGGACUUGGCAUUAAAAAUUAUCUAAAAGACCAUAAUUAGGUCAUUUACGAGCACGUUAUGUUAAUUCCGAGAGAGUAUGUUGCUAUCCUAUAUGAACACAAAGUAGUGGAAUGUUAUCCACCUAAUAGAAUAUUAUUUAACCCCACUAGUGCAGAUAAGAAAUACGACGAAUGUUGACAAUGGAUAUCGAUUCUACAAUAAAAUCAUAUUAAGACGGGGUAAAAAAAAUGGUUAUUUCCUUCCACGCAACAC
Vigna radiata var. radiata (mung bean) is the source of this 1076-nucleotide messenger RNA. RefSeq names its product keratin, type I cytoskeletal 9. Bases 48 to 779 code for a protein of 243 amino acids. The transcript has 3 exons. The record is from RefSeq and is a predicted model, not a curated record. NCBI's taxonomy places the organism in Eukaryota, Viridiplantae, Streptophyta, Magnoliopsida, Fabales, Fabaceae.